Phragmites australis (common reed) is the source of this 965-nucleotide messenger RNA. RefSeq names its product peptidyl-prolyl cis-trans isomerase CYP22-like. The record is from RefSeq and is a predicted model, not a curated record. The coding region runs from base 144 to 752 and encodes 202 amino acids. Gene Ontology annotation, molecular function: peptidyl-prolyl cis-trans isomerase activity. The transcript is spliced from 7 exons. Gene Ontology annotation, cellular component: intracellular membrane-bounded organelle. Gene Ontology annotation, biological process: protein folding; protein peptidyl-prolyl isomerization. NCBI's taxonomy places the organism in Eukaryota, Viridiplantae, Streptophyta, Magnoliopsida, Poales, Poaceae.
CGUCACGAAUCUUAUAGAGCAUAAACGCGAGCAGAGCCCGCCUGCGUCUCGUCAGCUCGCCUGUGAACCCCCGGCGGCGACCUCAACCUCUCUCGAAGCUUCUUCCGGUAAUCCGGUCUCGGUUGGAUCCCCCGAACACCGCCAUGGCGUCCUCCGGUGGAGCGGCCAUCUCGGCGGGGCCCACGCCGCCGUCGGUGACGGCGUCGGCGGUGGAUUGGCACCAGCGGCCGCCGAACCCGAAGAACCCGGUAGUAUUCUUCGACGUGACCAUCGGCUCCAUCCCCGCUGGCCGCAUCAAGAUGGAGCUCUUUGCCGACAUCACCCCCAAGACUGCUGAGAACUUCAGGCAGUUCUGCACUGGCGAGCACAGAAAAAAUGCUUUGCCACAGGGGUAUAAGGGCUGUCAGUUCCAUAGAGUGAUCAAAGAUUUCAUGAUUCAGGGUGGUGACUUCUUGAAGAAUGAUGGUUCUGGAUUCACAUCAAUCUACGGUACCAAAUUUGACGAUGAAAAUUUUAUUGCAAAGCAUACUGGGCCUGGACUGCUCUCAAUGGCAAACAGUGGAGCUAACUCUAAUGGAUCUCAGUUCUUUAUAACAUGUGCAAAGUGUGACUGGCUCGACAACAAGCAUGUGGUCUUUGGGAGAGUUCUUGGAGACGGUCUGCUCGUUGUGAGGAAGAUUGAAAAUGUUGCAACUGGACCGAACAACCGACCGAAGCUUGCCUGCGUUAUAAGUGAGUGUGGCGAAAUGUAGCUUCAUCAUUGAAUGCAGCUAAUCGUGGACUCUUGACCCUGCUGAUGUAGACCUUGUUUGGUUGAUGAAAGUGCUGUAGCACUGAAAACAAUAUAGAGCAUUGCUGAAAGUACUGAACCAUUUCAAAAUUUACACUGAUCGAGGGGUAUUGUGCGUACACUAUCUGUAGAAUAAUAUUUGAAACAAGGAAUUUAUGUUCUUGUUUGACUUUGU